This is a messenger RNA of Notothenia coriiceps (black rockcod), 530 nucleotides long. RefSeq names its product 1-phosphatidylinositol 4,5-bisphosphate phosphodiesterase beta-1-like. Gene Ontology annotation, biological process: G protein-coupled receptor signaling pathway; memory; phosphatidylinositol-mediated signaling. Gene Ontology annotation, molecular function: phosphatidylinositol-4,5-bisphosphate phospholipase C activity; calmodulin binding. Lineage: Eukaryota; Metazoa; Chordata; Actinopteri; Perciformes; Nototheniidae. The transcript is spliced from 4 exons. The coding region runs from base 64 to 513 and encodes 149 amino acids. Gene Ontology annotation, cellular component: nuclear speck; cytoplasm. The record is from RefSeq and is a predicted model, not a curated record.
AUCCAGGUGAUUUCAGGACAGUUUCUCACUGAGAAGCGCGUGGGUGUGUAUGUGGAGGCGGACAUGUUCGGACUUCCUGUAGACACCAGGAGGAAAGCCCUGAAAACUAAAACCUCUCAGAACAACAACGCCGUCAACCCGGUGUGGGACGAGGAGCCCAUCGUCUUCAAAAAGGUGAUUCUUCCCACUCUGGCCUCGCUGAGGAUCGCUGCUUUUGAGGAAGGAGGAAAGUUUAUCGGUCAUCGGAUCAUUCCAGUGUCUGCCAUCAGACCAGGUUAUCGUUACAUCAGCUUGAGGAACGAGAAGAAUCAGUCUCUGGUUCUGCCGGCUGUGUUUGUCUACAUUGAAGUCAAAGACUACGUCCCAGACACCUUUGCAGAUGUGAUCGAGGCUCUGUCCAACCCGAUCCGGUACGUGAACCUUCUGGAGCAGCGGUCCAAACAGCUGGCCGCGCUGACGCUGGAGGACGGAGAGGAGGACGCACACACCGAGGUGAGGCUCUGCUGGUUAUAGUUAUAGGACGCAUCUUU